Exophiala oligosperma is the source of this 1282-nucleotide messenger RNA. RefSeq lists its product as uncharacterized. The transcript is spliced from 3 exons. NCBI's taxonomy places the organism in Eukaryota, Fungi, Ascomycota, Eurotiomycetes, Chaetothyriales, Herpotrichiellaceae. Bases 5 to 1282 code for a protein of 425 amino acids. Gene Ontology annotation, cellular component: mitochondrion. The record is from RefSeq and is a predicted model, not a curated record. Gene Ontology annotation, molecular function: metal ion binding; alcohol dehydrogenase (NAD+) activity.
GAAGAUGGUUUCCAGCGAAACCUACGAAGUGGCCUUUGCAGACCCUCCAGGAACCAACCUGGCAGGCAUACCUACCACCAAUCUAAAGUUGUUCUCGCCAUACGUUUCCCACGGCUUGCCGUACGAUGUCGCUUGCGCAAAGCACGUCUCUGAAACCUUUCAUGCCAAACGAGUUUAUAUAAUCGCCUCUGGUACCCUAGCGCGAACGUCAGAUAAGGUUGAGAGGUUGAUCACAGCUAUCGGUAAAGAUAACGUCGUGGGAGUGAGAAAGGGAAUGACUCCCCAUACUCCGUGGUCAGAGAUACUUUCCAUCACUGGGGAGUGCAGAAAGCUGGAUGUGGACUGUGUGGUGACGUUGGGAGCCGGAAGUACCACAGAUGGCGCCAAAAUCGUCGUACUGGCGUUGGCCAACGACAUUCAAACCCCCCAACAACUGGCUAGAUAUUCGGUAGAAAGCCAGGACGUUCCCGACAAUAUCGCACAGCCCACUGUUCCUCUGAUCACGAUCCCCACAAGUCUAUCAGGUGGCGAGUAUUUCAGUCUUGGUGGAGGAACCGAUGACAGCACGCAUCAUAAGCAAGGCUUCCUACAUUCUGGAAUGGGGUCCAAGCUGAUCAUCCUUGACCCCGAGCUUUGUGUGACCACCCCUCCGUAUCACUGGCUAAGCACGGGGAUUCGUAGCGUGGACCACUGCGUGGAAGCCCUUUGUUGCCUGACCGCGACCGAAAAAUCAGACAAAAAGGCUGAGGCAGGACUUCGACAGCUAGUUCCCAAUCUGUUGAAAUGCAAACGGGAUCCCAACGACGUCGAGGCUCGUCGACAAUGCCAGCUUGCGGUUGUGAACGCUAUGGACAACAUCCGUGCCGGAAUCCCCAUGGGCGGUAGCCAUGCGAUUGGACACCAACUCGGUCCUUUAGGAGUUCCUCACGGCAUUACCAGCUGCAUAAUGUGUCCGGCAGUUAUGAAAUACAACAUCAAGCACGGCAAGGACCCCGAAAUCUUCAAGAGGCAGGAGAAAGUGAGAAAACUUCUGUGGUCGGAGCCAGAGGUGGCCCACACCUUGAGAAAUGCGUCUUUGGAUUCCAACUCGGACCUUGGAGACCUGUUGGACGCCAUCAUUCGAGCCCUAGGAUUGCCGAGGACACUAAGUGAGGUAGGAGUUACUGACAAAGAGAUCAGCGGUUUGUCGACGAGGGCUCUCGAAGACUUUUGGGCUCCCACUAACCCUAUUCCACUUCUCAAACCGGAACAAGUUACUGAGAUUCUGAUGGAAGUGAAAUAG